AUGUUUAGUUCAAGGUUUAACAAAUUAUCACUACUAAAUAAAUCAAAAAAAUCAAAUGUUUUACUACUAUCGGUUAUAAUUUUUGCAACAUUUUUUAUAUUUUCAAAUAGUGAUUUAUUUCUACCCAACACUGACCCAUUUUGGAUAAACUAUAAAAUCAAACAACAACCUAAACACCUAAGAAAUUCAAAUUUACUUAGUGAUCAAAAAUUAGAAACUAAAAUUGAUUCACCUUUCAUAUAUGGAUGUAAUAUACCAAAACCUACAGAAAAAGCCAAUGCAGCAUUUGUAAUGCUUUGUAGAAACUCAGAGAUUACGCAAGUUAUAUCAAGUAUAAAUUCAAUGGAACGACAUUUUAAUCAAUGGUUUAAUUAUCCUUGGAUUUUUUUAAAUAAUGAAGAAUUUACAUCUGAUUUUCAAAAUGAAGUGUUACAGCAUACUUCAAAUGCAACAUUUGGUAAAAUAGAAAUGGAAGAUUGGGAGUUUCCCUCAGAUAUAGAUAAAGAUGAAUUUCAUGAAUGGAUAGAAUCACAAGGAGAUAGAGAAAUUUUAUAUGGAAAUUUAAAAAGUUAUCACAAAAUGUGUAGAUUUUAUUCGGGUAAAUUUUAUUUACAUCCUUUAAUAACAAAUUUAGAUUGGUAUUGGAGAGUUGAACCAGAUAUUGAAUUUUAUUGUGAUUUAACUUAUGAUCCAUUUUUAGAGAUGGAAAAAACUGGUAAAAAAUAUGGGUUUAAUGUAAUGUUGGCUGAUUUAUAUUAUUCUAUACCUGGGUUGUUUAGGUAUGUUCUGGCAUAUAUUAAAAAGAAUAACAUUCAGGUUAAAAGUGCUUGGAAAUUAUUUAUAUUGAAUUCAAAAUUUAUUGUUGGUGGGUCUAAACAAGAUAAUAAAAAUCUAGAUGGAUUACAUGAUCAUCAUGAUAUCUUAGUUGAAAUUCAAGAUCAAAUAUAUGUUCACAAAUUAAUUCAUGAAAUUGAAAAUAAGAAGGAAGAACAACUCAAGAACAAUUUUGAAAUACUCGAUAAAAUUUUUGAAAUUAGUAAAAAAAUGCCCAUUAUACAUGAAGAUAGAAUAAAUAAAGAAGAUUAUAAUUUAUGUCAUUUUUGGUCAAAUUUUGAAAUUGCAAGAGUUGAUAUUUUUAAAUCAAAGGAGUACCAAAAUUUUUUCAAAUAUUUGGAUGAAAGUGGUGGUUUCUAUAAGGAAAGAUGGGGUGAUGCACCUAUACAUUCUUUAGCAAUAGGAAUGUUUUUAAAUUUAGAAGAAAUCCAUUAUUUCAGAGAUAUUGGAUAUAGACAUGAUGUAUUUUCUCAUUGUCCAUCAAAUUCCCCAGAAAAUCAAUUACCUUAUCAUGGCCAAAAAGAAUUUAACUCCAAAUUUGAUAAAUUUUUAACUCCUGACAAACCUCGAUUCAAUGGAGUUGGAUGUAGAUGUAAAUGUCCUUCCAAAUAUCAAGAAAUUGAAAAUUCAGAUUGUAUGAAAAAAUGGCAACAUUUUACACAAGAUAAUUUUAAAGAAAAUGACGUUGUAGAUGUUGAUAAAUGGAUUAAAAGAAUUCAUAGAAAGAUUAAGAAUCAUUUAAAUGCUGGUGGGAAAAUUGGUGAUAUGUUGGUUUGA
This is a messenger RNA of Lodderomyces jiufengensis, 1611 nucleotides long. RefSeq names its product glycosyltransferase family 15 protein. The transcript has a single exon. Gene Ontology annotation, biological process: protein N-linked glycosylation; cell wall mannoprotein biosynthetic process. Gene Ontology annotation, molecular function: alpha-1,2-mannosyltransferase activity. The record is from RefSeq and is a predicted model, not a curated record. NCBI's taxonomy places the organism in Eukaryota, Fungi, Ascomycota, Pichiomycetes, Serinales, Debaryomycetaceae. Gene Ontology annotation, cellular component: membrane; Golgi apparatus. Bases 1 to 1611 code for a protein of 536 amino acids.